CGUGUGUGUGUGUGUGUGUGUGUGUGUGUGUGUGUGUGUGUGUGUGUGUGUGUUUCUAGCAGGGCGUGGCCUGAGGCGUGAGGGGUGGGACUUAUGGCUCCUCCCAGCUCUUCCCUCGGACUCCGGAACAUACACCUGUACACUCAGGAAUGGGACGUUCUGCGUGCGCUCGAGUGUGUAUGUGCGUGUGUACGCAUCGUCAGCUGUUGUCAUGGAGAUGCUGUCCCUGCUGGUGGACCCGGUGGCGCCCGGACGCGACGUCACGCUGCCCUGCUACACACACACACACACACACACUCUCAACCUCACACACACACCCCGCUGGUACAAGGGCCGCAGUGCAGUUCCCCUCCAGGUGGGUAGGGGGCGGUAUGUGUGGCGUCGGGGCAGCGCUCUCCUCAUCCGAAACUUCGCCUCUCAAGACUCAGGAUUCUACUCCUGCAGAGCACAAGUCAUGGUCUUUGGAGAACACUACACCGUCACACGCUACUCACGAGUACACACUAAAGGCUCCAGCCUGGUGCUGCGCUGCACGGUGGCUAUGGGCAGCCAAUCAGCAUCCUCUAUGGGGGUCACAUGGUUGGUGGACGGCCAAUCGAUCGAGAGGUCCUUACUGGGAACACGAGCAUUCCAGGAACACAGGGUGUGGGGGGGUCGUGUGGAGACUGACCUGGUGAUACUGGAGGUGAGAGAAGAGGACUCGGGGGCGGAGCUUAGAUGUGUCACUCAAACUCGAACAGGAAAACAGGAAGUGUUUGUUCACAUUGAAAUGGCAGAGAAGUGA
Messenger RNA from Engraulis encrasicolus (European anchovy), 784 nucleotides. Its product is annotated as interleukin-1 receptor type 2. NCBI's taxonomy places the organism in Eukaryota, Metazoa, Chordata, Actinopteri, Clupeiformes, Engraulidae. Bases 212 to 784 code for a protein of 190 amino acids. The transcript is spliced from 6 exons. The record is from RefSeq and is a predicted model, not a curated record.